GACAAAAAGUAGUUCUUCUCCCCUCCUCCUCCUCUCUUUUUUCUUGCUAAUCCCGCCUCCUCCUCAGAGUUAGGGAGACUCGUUGAUGCGUUUGGGUUGCAGCAAGGCUUUUUCUUUUCUUUUUUUUUUUUUAAUAUCCAGAAAAGGAAAAACAAGAACCUUCGGAUUUGAUUUUUGGCUCGUCGUUCUUGUUCUUGGUUCUUACUGUGUUGGUGUGUUUUAACGGCGAGAAGACGAAGGGAACAAAACCCGCCGAAGCCCUCCAUCACUGUGGGUGGUUUUAAUUUUUCGUUUUUGUCUGAAUUAAAAACAAACAAACAACCACCACUCUUCACAAUGAACAAACUGUAUAUCGGAAACCUCAGCGAGAAUGCCGUCCCUGCGGAGCUGGAAAGUAUCUUCAAGGACGCCAAGAUCCCGGUGUCGGGACCCUUCCUAGUGAAGACUGGCUACGCGUUCGUGGACUGUCCGGACGAGAGCUGGGCCCUUAAGGCCAUCGAGGCGCUUUCAGGUAAAGCGGAACUGCACGGGAAAUUUAUGGAAGUUGAGCACUCUGUUCCAAAAAGACAAAGGAUCCGGAAACUUCAGAUAAGGAAUAUUCCACCUCACUUACAGUGGGAG
Hyaena hyaena (striped hyena) is the source of this 621-nucleotide messenger RNA. Its product is annotated as insulin-like growth factor 2 mRNA-binding protein 3. The record is from RefSeq and is a predicted model, not a curated record. Gene Ontology annotation, molecular function: RNA binding. The annotation marks the transcript as partial. NCBI's taxonomy places the organism in Eukaryota, Metazoa, Chordata, Mammalia, Carnivora, Hyaenidae. The transcript is spliced from 3 exons.